ACUAUGAUGUUGAUUAAUUCCCACAACUUACUUGAGCUUGUUUACUUUACUCACUAAUUAAUAUAUUCUAGAACGCAGCAUAUAUUCACAACACGCAUAGUGUAUAAAUAAACUAGUUAACGGACUAAUUAAACAUUAUCUAACACAUUAAAAGAUUAAAAGAUAAAUUCACCUCGUAUGAUGUCGGUUGUAAGGGAAGGAUAUGUCAAACGAUACAGUAAGAGUUUGUUAAAAGGUGGUUGGAAGGACAUAUAUUUGAUGCUGUACUCGGACAGCACGCUCCUGGCUUUCAAAAGACACGGUGAUGGUAACCCCAAAGUUCGAAUCUGCAUGAGGGAUGUUUGUAAACAUUUUGCCUAUGGUGAGCAUGCAGCCAGAAACUUUCGUAAUUUGCCUCCUCUAUCACCCGGUGCUGAUAUCUCGUGUAUCCUCGCCAUACCCGAGAGACCUAACAGACAUUCAAAACCGCACUUUUUCUUGAUGCAAAAUGGACAAGAUAUGCAUGAAUGGAUGUCGGCAAUAUGUUCAACAAUUGAUCAAAGUGCUCGUAUGGGACAGGAGCAGAAUUAUUUUCAACCAACACCAUACAAUUAUGGACCACAAUAUGGGGGCGCAUGUUCAACACAACCCAGGGGAUAUGGAGGUCCAGUUUCCAGUGGUCAGUAUCCCUCGCAGCAGCCAGUAUAUCAAACUUAUCAAGGCUAUCCAACACACCAACCAGGAUACCCCCAACAACAAUCAUAUGGUUACCAGCAACCGGUUCAAGGUCAUUCUCAAGGUCAUCAUAAAAAGGGUGGCGGCUUUCCGGGAGGAAAAGCAGGCAAAAUUGCAGCAGGUUUGCUAGGUGGCGCUGCGUUAGGGUAUGGCGCGAAGAAGAUGCUUGGAGGUUUUGGGAAGUUUGGGAUGGGUCGAUCCGGAAGUUGGAGUUCAUUUGAUAGUUUCGGAAGUGGUGGAAGUUGUGGGAGUUUCGGCAGUUUUGAUUAAUAUUACUAUUUAUUGGAUAAUCUAUCUCCGAGAUUGCAGAAAGUUGCUGUUUUCAUGUCAAACAUCAAAAUGCAUUAUUAGAUAAUAUAGGUGCUUCUCUGGGGUAUAAAUUCCUAAUAACAUGAGAUUUGAAAGUCUUAUAUAGAUCAACGUGGGAGAAAAUGAAAACAUGCAAAAGAUAAUAAAGAAAUGUACUCAGAAUUUAAUUGAAAAUCGAUUUUGUGUGAGAUUCUUAGCGCGAUAUGAUUUAAUGAUUAUCAUUUUUGGGUCAUUUAGCAUAAUUAAAAUGAUUAUUCUGAAAAAAAACGGAAUGAGCGUAUAAUUUAAAAUUUUGCAAACUGGUCACUGGUCUAGAUCUACAUCAAACACUUGAAGACUUGAAAAAAAUAUAUACUAGUACAUGUAUCCAUGCUGUCAAACUUUGUGUCAUGCCUAACAUACAAAAUAAUGAAAGCAAAUAAUAAUCAUUAAAUAAAACCAUGUAGAAAUCAAAUUACAGAGGUAUGUUCCUGGCAAAUCAUUUUAUUUAUUACCUUUAAAGGGACCCAAUUUUAUGCAGAUUUUAAACAAAAACUUGUGUGCGAAAGUCCAGAUCACUCGCUCACUCCGUUUUUUCCAGAAUAAUUUUUAAUUGUGAAAAAUGUCCAAAACUGAAAAGCGUUGCAACGCUUUUCUCUCCAAUCGAGGUCUGAAUAGCACACACAUACGAUUUCUAAUUUAUUUCCGAGUACAUUUCUUAAUUAUAUAUUGAAUGUCUUUCUGUUUUAAAUGCCUUAGCUGAUCUAAUUUUAUGAUUUUAGUCUUUUAGGCCUCAGUGGUGUUCCUUUAAAUGUAACAUUAAAUCGUUAUUACCAUAUGUAGUAAAGUAAUGUAAAAUGUAUUUAAGCGUAAAUGAUAACACAACAACUAGAUGUUCAAAUGGCUUAGAGAUACACUGCACAUGUAAAGUAUUAAACGCCGUUGACAGAUGCUUUAUCAGUUAGACAAUGUUAUUUAUAAAUAAAACUUUAAUGUU
Messenger RNA from Ruditapes philippinarum (Manila clam), 1999 nucleotides. RefSeq lists its product as uncharacterized. Bases 178 to 984 code for a protein of 268 amino acids. The transcript is spliced from 9 exons. Gene Ontology annotation, biological process: regulation of cell differentiation. The record is from RefSeq and is a predicted model, not a curated record. Lineage: Eukaryota; Metazoa; Mollusca; Bivalvia; Venerida; Veneridae. Gene Ontology annotation, cellular component: membrane.